This is a messenger RNA of Macadamia integrifolia, 724 nucleotides long. Its product is annotated as HVA22-like protein e. NCBI's taxonomy places the organism in Eukaryota, Viridiplantae, Streptophyta, Magnoliopsida, Proteales, Proteaceae. The transcript has 3 exons. The record is from RefSeq and is a predicted model, not a curated record. Bases 124 to 549 code for a protein of 141 amino acids.
GUCGUCUUCCUAUUUCAUUUUCGCCACAUCUUGAUCCUUUGUUGCAAAUCUCACAGUUUGGGGUUUAACAGAAAAAGACUACUUCCUUGACAGAGUAAGAAGAAGAAUAAUAGAUCAAACGAAAUGGGCCGUUUCUGGACUUUGAUGACCCACCUUCAUUCCCUCGCCGGACCUUCGGUGAUGCUGGUGUUCCCACUGUAUGCGUCGGUAAUGGCGAUAGAGAGCACCUCAAAGGUGGAUGAUGAGCAGUGGUUAGCGUAUUGGAUCAUAUACUCCUUCCUCACUAUCCUUGAGAUGCUUCUUCAACCUCUUCUCGAAUGGAUACCGAUAUGGUACGAUAUAAAGCUGGCGUUGGUGGCGUGGUUGGUUCUUCCACAGUUCAGAGGAGCAGCUUACAUUUACGAUACAUUCGUGAGGGAGAAGCUUCGAAAGCUUGGUGUCUCUACCAAGCCUCGUACAACGUUAGCUUCGUCCCCUUCCAAGGAGAAAGAAAAGAACAAGUUUGUCGACUUCAUCUCCCCCAAGAAAGGAAGACAUGAGGCUUAUUGAACAAAAUCCACCUCAAAAUCAAUGACUGCUCUGAUGAUCAAUACUCUGUUCUUUGUUUUCUUCAGCUUUGGAUUUCUGUAAACUACUCUCUGUAAAGUUAUGCUUGUAAUUUGAUACAGAACAUGAUCUUCUCUAAAAUCAAAAGCCCAUACUCUUCUCUCUUGCUUCCUUCUUC